This is a messenger RNA of Linum tenue, 1490 nucleotides long. Lineage: Eukaryota; Viridiplantae; Streptophyta; Magnoliopsida; Malpighiales; Linaceae. The record is from the annotation of a GenBank genome assembly.
UCUCCUUCUCCCUCUACCCCAACCGCCGCUUCUCUUUCUCCUUCUCCCCUCAAUCACUAAUCCAAAUUAAUUCAUUCUCCUUCUCUCAAACCAUAACUAGCAGCUUCAACGACGAGGAAUCUCCGGCAAUCAAAGUUUCCUCGGAACUGCCUCAGAGAUCCGUCAAUCCAGCAGCCGAAACAUCAGCUCAAUCAUCCAAGAGAACCCCCACCGCUCAUCUCCAUAGCCUCUGACCGUCAGGCGUCAGGCAUGACGGAUGCGGCACCGUCGGGCAUGACAGUGAGGGAGAGUCGAACUAAGGAAUUCUAAAAAGAGCGAAUGAGUUGGGGGGAAAGGCAGAGUGGGCAAGGAGAGUAGAAGACCUUUUGGCAGAGCGGAUUCCAGAUUUGAAAGUAGCCAUGAAGGUUAGAUCAUCUGUGAAGAAGAUGUGCGAGUUCUGCCAAGUAAUUAAGCGGCGUGGGCGAGUCUAUGUGCUUUGCAGCUCCAAUCCUAAGCACAAGCAGCGACAAGGCCUGGCCACGUUUGCCCAUGAAGGACCCUUGUCUACGGAGUCUACUACCACCAAAGUGAUCACCACCUCUAAUCACAGUCUGCCUUCUCUCACCCCUAAAAGACGUGAGCCGAUGACAUCCGUUGCAUUUGGAUGGAGUGGGAGCCUUGCAUCUCUUCUCUUCAGGCAACCGAAGUAAGAUAACCGACUAACAAUCGUUUCUGAUCAAGCUUAUUGCAUACUGGUGAUCAAUACUGAAAACGCCUCCUUGAAUUCUUCACCUCCCUACUGAAACAUUGAGGUUUUCUGUGUCAAGAGAAUAGGAUGAUGUUAGACAUGUAGCCAUACUUCUGCAGUCAUCCUCCUGCAUAAUCGAUCCGUUUAUCAUUAGUUUGAAUCGUGUCUACUGAAUCCUUCCUAGUUGAUCAUGAUCUUACCGACAUUUGACUGAUGCAGGUUUUGUUGAUAUGGGCCCUUCCUAUUUUGGACAAUCCUUAGAAUCGACUCCUCCUAACUUCGGUUUUUGAUUGCCGGGCUUCAUUGGCCCACAAGUGAAAUCAAUGGAAAGGUGUUUGGUUGGAUCCUUUAAGAAUUUGCCACCCCAUGGCUAAUUGAAAUUUGAAACCCUAAAUUAGGGUGGUCUAUUAGUUAGUUGUAACUGUGUGGAAUGCGAAAGUUCAAUGAUUCUCCAACUUCCAAAAAGCAUUAUUGUUGAGAAAUUGGUUGAAUUAGGAUUGAAAACAGCAAAGGAGAUAAGGUAAGGAGGGUCCCUCAUUUCAAUUCACAGCCAACAUUUAUUGUCAUUCAUGAUUGAGGUUCCAAAAUGGCUAGCUUGUUCAUGAAAUGAAUAUGAGAUUCAGAUUUGUUUGAACUUCAAACAAACUCAAGUUAUCUUAUAAAGAUUAGCAGGUUCUCGACUUGGUAUAUCAAAGUCUUUGUUUGAGAGGUCGUAAGUUGGUUAUCUUAGUUAGUAGCUCUCAAUAUUAAUGUUGAAUUGAUG